CCCUAUUUCCUUGAAUCCCCAAAUUUCCCUCUCUUUUUCCCUAUUCCCUCCCAAAACCCAAACAAGACAAAGGUUCUAAAAAAUCUCUCGAGAUGGAUUGGAUUCGCGGCGAGAAAUUGGGACACGGGAGUUUCGCGAUGGUGAGCCUCGCGGCGCCGAGAAGCCGCAAUUCUCCGCUUCCUCCAUUGAUGGCGGUGAAGUCUUGCGGCUUUUCCCUCUCUUCCUCUCUCACGAGAGAGAAACUCAUCCUCGAUGAACUCAGGGACUGCCCCGAGAUAAUCGCCUGCUUCGGCGAGAGCGUCUCGUACGAGAACGGCGAGAAAUUGCAAAAUUUGCUGCUGGAAUACGCUUGCGGCGGCUCUCUCGCCGACAAAUUGGACAAUUCCGCCGAUCGCCGGUUGCCGGAAUCUGAAGUCCGGCGAUGCACCAAAGCAUUGCUCAAGGGGCUCGAUUACAUCCACAAAUUGGGGUUUGUCCACUGCGAUAUCAAGCUCCAAAACAUUCUGUUAUGCGGAGACGGCGGAGAAGUGAAAAUCGCUGAUUUCGGGCUAGCCAAGCGGCAGGGGGAAUAUUCCGGCUUCGAAUUGAGGGGAACCCCUUUGUACAUGUCGCCGGAGAUGGUCGCCGGCGGCGAUCAGGGCCCGGCGGCGGAUAUCUGGGCGGUCGGCUGCGUGAUCGUGGAACUUUUAUCCGGAUCUCCGGCGUGGCACUGCUCCGAUUUGGGGGGAUUGCUGAUGCGAAUCGGCGGCGAGGUGCCGGAGAUGCCUUGUGAGUUGUCGGAGGAAGGGAGGGAUUUUAUUGGGAGGAUAUUUGUGAAGGAUGCGGGGGAGAGAUGGACGGCUGAGAUGCUUUUAAAUCAUCCGUUUGUUUGUGAUCAGGAUUUCGCGGGAGUGAAAGUGAGUGGUGCCACGUCGUCGCCGAGAGGGCCGUUGGAUUUCCCGGAUUGGGUGACGUGUUCAAUUGCGUCGCCGGAAUAUUCGCCGGAGAAUGGGUGUUGGUUUGGUGGUGAGAUGGGAAGUGGGGCGGCGGCGGAGAGGCUGCGGUGGCUGGUUUGUGAUCGGAGUCCGGAUUGGUGUGAUUCGCGUGAUUGGGUCACGAUUAGGUAGGUGAUGGGAUCUCAAUGUUUAGUUAGGAACAUAUUUUGUUAAAGAUUUAUUCCAAGUUGUAUAUGAUAGAAAAUAGAUUUGGGGUUAUGACUUCCAAGAUUUUGGAGUGUACAGUUGCAAAACAUAAUUAAAUCAAUUCAAUUAUUGAUUUUCUUUA
Molecule: messenger RNA, 1263 nt
Organism: Salvia splendens (bonfire salvia)
Lineage: Eukaryota; Viridiplantae; Streptophyta; Magnoliopsida; Lamiales; Lamiaceae
Product: mitogen-activated protein kinase kinase kinase 20
Exons: 1
Coding region: 93-1106 (337 amino acids)
Biological process (GO): signal transduction; protein phosphorylation
Molecular function (GO): ATP binding; protein kinase activity
Source: RefSeq, a predicted model, not a curated record